Molecule: messenger RNA, 792 nt
Organism: Anolis carolinensis (green anole)
Lineage: Eukaryota; Metazoa; Chordata; Lepidosauria; Squamata; Anolidae
Exons: 2
Coding region: 37-639 (200 amino acids)
Source: RefSeq, a predicted model, not a curated record
CUCCUGGAAUGACGGCGGUGGCGCUGAGGCUCAUCCAUGGCCGGCCCGGUUGGCCCCGGUUGGCGCCUGGCCGUGGCCUGCGCAUGGCUGGGCAUCUCGAGGGCCGAGCGGGCCUGUUUGGAGGAGCCGUGCCGGGCCCAGGUGCGAAACCGGAUGAGCGACCCGGACAUGGAGGGCCACUGGGUCAUCACCGUGGCCGUGCUCAGCAGCGUCUGCGCCACGUGGAUCUUCAUCUUCUAUGCGCUGCAAUGCCUUUGCACCAAGAUGGGACUCCGCGGCCAAGGGACGGCAGAACCGCAUGGCAAACUCAAUGAGAGCAGCCCCGGUCCAGACCCGCACAAGGACGGAGUGGCCGCUUGCCCACAGGCCGCCAACCCGGCGUCGCCCACCAGCAGCCCAAAGCCCAGGUGCGGAUCCCGCCCGCCGGUGCUCACCCGAGCCCGCCGCUCCUACGCCCGGCAGCUGGCCUGCAUGGAGCACGAGCUGGAGGCCUUCCUGCGCGACAUUCGCACUCGGCGCUGUGCCCUCGGGGAAGUCAUCCUGGCCGAGACGUGCCCUUCCAACCAGGCCUGGCAACCCGGGCGGCUGCAGGUCACCGUCUACGAAGCCGCCGACUACGAAUCGGCCAUCCAGCAAUAACCGGAGAGAUCCUGAAAAUCAUGUUCCCAAAUCAUGUUCCCGAGCUGUGUCCCGAGUUCGAAUCCCGACACUCCCUGGGAUCAAGAAGAUACGUCCCGACAUAACCACGCUUUGUUGCUUUCCUGUGAAUUAUAGUCAAUCAGUGGAGACUCA